UUAUUGUGAUUACAGAGGAAAACUAUCGACUGAGCGCACCCAGGAGCCCAUCUCCAGCACCAACAAGAAAAAAUAUGUAUAUUUAUAACUAUAUGUAAAAAGGAAAAAGUCGCGUCGCACAAAGGUAACGUGAAUACUAUUUAAUCGGACCUCUGAUGCAGCGAUAAGCAGGCUUUUUUUCAACGGAGCCUCGCUAAUUUGACCGCCCUCUGCCAGAUUGUCUUUGUCUCUCUCGAAAAGUCGGUGGAACGGUGUUGUACUGGAAUAUUUGAAGAGUGGCUCAUCAAACGCAACAAACAUGUCAAACACUCCAAGUCUGAACAGUAGUAGUAGCAAUAUCAGUAGCAAGGCGCCCCUUGCCCAGAAGCAGGACACGUACAGUAGCGACAGCAGCGAGGAAGUUCUCGAAACAGCCGAGGAGCGGAGGAGGCGCAUCCUGAAGGAGCGCAGCCGGCUGAACCGUCCGCAGCACAAUAUGUCAGGCGGAGGUGCUGUGCCCAAGCACGACAUAAAAUCCCCUUGCGGAGCAUCUCCCAGCUGCCAGGCAACUGGUUCCGGAAUGGGCCGCCUGCCGCUCCCUCCCGAAAGGAUCACCAUGCUGGUGGACGGUGUGCGCUUCACGGUGGAGCAAUCACUGCUUACAGCACAUCCCACCACAAUGCUUGGCACGAUGUUCGGCUCCGGCUUCCAGUUCGCUCAUACCAACGAGCGCGGCGAGUACGACGUUGCCGACGGCAUUUCGCACUUAGUGUUCAGAGCCAUUCUGGAGUACUACAAAAGCGGUGUUAUCCGCUGCCCGCCCACUGUUUCGGUACCGGAACUAAAAGAAGCCUGUGAUUAUCUGCUCAUUCCCUUCGACGCAACCACGGUGCGCUGCCAGAACCUAAGAGGCCUUCUCCACGAGCUUAGCAACGAAGGAGCGCGACAACAAUUUGAACUCUUUCUUGAGGACCUAAUUCUGCCCCUCAUGGUGGCCUCGGCGCAGCGCGGGGAUCGAGAGUGUCACGUUGUGGUGCUCCUUGAAGACGAUAUGGUCGAGUGGGAUGAAGAGUUUCCGCCUCAGAUGGGCGAGGAGUAUUGUCAGACCGUGCACAGCACUGCCAUGCACCGAUUCUUCAAGUACAUCGAGAACCGCGAUGUGGCCAAACAGGUGAUGAAGGAUCGCGGUCUGAAGAAGAUACGCUGUGGCAUAGAGGGAUACCCCACCCACAAAGAGAAGAUCCGAAGGCGUCCCGGUGGACGGGCUGAAGUCAUCUACAGCUAUGUGCAGCGACCUUUCAUCCACAUGUCCUGGGAGAAGGAGGAAGCAAAGAGUCGCCAUGUUGAUUUCCAAUGUGUAAAAUCCAAGUCUGUAACGAAUCUAGCGGAAGCAAAUGCAGAUCCGCCACUGGAAUUGGACGCAAGUGGAAAUCCGAUUCCCCCUAUAGCAGUGGCUAAUCCGCAUCCCAAUAACGCUGAGCUCGCUGCCGGUAUGGCCGUCGCACCCGCAGCUAUAGGCGUGGCUGGUCCAGCAGUCGUGGUAGCCGUCGACGAGGCGGCCGGGGGCGUUGUAAUGCUCAACGAGUUGGACCAGGCAGCGAUCGCUGUUGCCGUCGGAAUAGUUGAUGAAAAUAUGUAGAUCAACUGACCGGCUGGUAGUCGGAACACACUGCCAGAGCAUCACAGCGCACAGAAAAACACUUUACGUUUUUAAUUAACAUUUUUAUAUGUAUAUGUAAUAAAUGGAAAUUUCGAAUACG
Molecule: messenger RNA, 1739 nt
Organism: Drosophila melanogaster (fruit fly)
Lineage: Eukaryota; Metazoa; Arthropoda; Insecta; Diptera; Drosophilidae
Gene: mri
Product: mrityu
Exons: 4
Coding region: 299-1618 (439 amino acids)
Cellular component (GO): cytoplasm
Source: RefSeq, marked reviewed